AAUUGGCGCCAUUUCUGGCUGAGGGAAGCUUUCUUUCGGCGCCUGUUUCAAAGCGGCUUCUCCCCCGGCCUCCGGGGGCAGCUCGAGGUGGGGAGGAAGCGGGAGUAACCUGGAGACGCCAACAGCCUUUCAAUAUGUCUUUCCCUUUCGCGUGUAGAGUGAUUCAUAAGGAGAAAAUGUGAGCUAUUGCCGUUAUGAGGCUUCCUAGUGGGAACUGACUGACAUGGUUGGGAUUAUUGCUAUGGCCAAGGUAGAGGAAUAUAAUCACCAGCCUUGCAAGAAACCGAGAAAAGAUGUGGAUGAUUCUUCCACCAACACAAUCACCAGCUACUUUUUACCAGUGUCUAAAUCAGUCGAUAAGGAUUUUCCAUCACCCAAAUCCAGCAACAUACUGGAUUACUUCAAAAAGACUCCAACCCAUGGACAACAGGUUACUUCUAGCCCACCCAGCCAAUGUGAGGCACCUGUUGUGACAUAUGUGGACUGUGGGAAAGAAUCCACCGUGACCUUGGAAGGGAAGUCCCAUCAAACGCCAAAACGAAAGCGACCCUAUAGAAGAGUUAAUUUAAGUAGAAGACUCAAUGAAUGCCAAGAGGUUGUUGAAAUCAGUGAAGACAACAGUGACUCAAAUAGUACAGAUGAGUGCAGGGUGAGGUCUGGUAUUGGGGUUCUGGGGAGCGACACCGCCGCGCUACUUGCUCAGCUCUGUGCAGAAAGCCCACAUUUGUUUCGAAAAAUUGAAGAGGUAGACUGUGAGGAUUUGAAUGACAAACAAAGAACAGAAGUGGGCUCUAGAAAGAAAAAUUGGAAGGAACCAGUAAACCGCUUGAAUAAAAGUGAAUCGAAGAAGUCCCAGAAAAGGAAGCUAGUUAGAGAUAAGGACAAGGACUCACUAAGACAAUUGGAUGUGCAGCCCGUGCCAAAAAAUGACUGUUGCAGCAGAGAGGCUGAAGAGGUGGAAGCUAAAGAAGCAAAUGAUCUUGUUAUUGAAAGUGAAGAAAAGCAUCCGGUUGAGACUGGGGAAGAGGCGUCUCCACUGAAUGACAGCACUGUUACAGUGGCCUUCGAAGACUUCAUUAAAAUCCAGGGUACCGAAGAGGCUUUGACAGCUGAAGGAAGAGAAUGGGAGAAUCCUGUUAACAUGAUUCAGGGUAAUAAUGAAGAGGCACCCACACUAAUGGAAGGUGAGAGCUUAGCUAUCACACAGCCAAUAUCCCCUAAAACUAUGACAGUACGCGUUCAGAUUCAUUCAAACCCAGUAUCUACCUCGCCUCUGAUUUCAGGGAAGAAAUCCAAGAAAAUAGCUUCAAUUUUUUUAAAAAAGAAACCGGAUUUUGAUACCAAUGAUGUUGAAGCCAUACCAUUGAGCCCAAAUCCCACCGACCCAGUUCCUGCCAGGAGAUCCAACGUGGUUAUCUCAGAGGAGGAGCUGGAGCUAUCGGUGUUGGAUGUCACAGAGCAGAGUCCCAUUAAGGCCAAAUGUAGUCGAGUUGAGAAAGAGCAGUUUAUGAAUGCCUUUCGGCAACCAUCUGCUGAGCUGGCCAAGAGUGGACUCAAGAAGGCAUUGGGAAAACCAAAGGUCCUGAAAGCAAGUCAGGAUGAAGGGGUUGAAGAAGUGGAUGCCUGUUCCAGCCAAGAGAAGGACGAAUUGGCCAGUGCUGAAAGUGCUCAUAUUUUAGCCCGAUGCAGUGAGGAAUCUGCAGUAGGCAAAAGAAACUCCAAGGGUCAGUCAGUUAAAAGGAGAAACAAGUUAAAAUGCAAAAGAAUUUCCCACAAAAUCGUAAAGGGAAACCUCAAAGUAGAUGGGUAUGAACUAAUAGAGAAUGGAAAUGAUGACUUAGAUGGAAACUCAAUAGAUUUGAAAGAACUAGGGACUAAGGAUCCAUCAACUACUCAGUCAAAUGACUCCCCCAAGAGGCUUACCCGGAGAAGCUUCAGACAACAAAGAAAUGCAGUGGAUUACUGCUCAACUCCAGCGAGGGACGCCAAAAUGAAUCGCACGAGCGCCCGUGCUCGUAUGUCAACUCCGAAAAUAACGAGCUGGUCUGAGGAAGAAAAUAGCAUUUACAAGGCUGAAAUGAUCCUCUCAAACUCUGAUACCGAAAGCCCUUUCAGAAUGAAGUUUACACGUCUCACACUAUCAGGUGCACCAGUAAAGCGGUCAGGAGUGGAUGAAAACAAGGCCUUUACUCCAAGGAGUAACAAGCGAGCGUCCAAAAAUGUGGCCAAAGCAAAGCAGCUGGUUCAAAAGGCUAAAGCUUUUGAGCAGAACAAGGGCAGGAGCCCCAUCAAGUCCCCGACACCUCUCAGACGCUCGACUCGGCAGCAGAUUCGCUGUGACAGCAAAGCACCUGGAACUGAGCUCUCUGCGGUUCUGUUGGCCACCACUCUAGGCUGUGAGCCAGUCGCCAAAUCUCAGCAAGACCAGAAGAAGGCAAAGAAACUGAGAAAUGUGAAGGAUGUGUUGGGAAAGAAUCCAGAUUCGACAAAGUCAGCCAAGAGCGAAGCAGGUGAUCUCAAGGUUGCAUCUAUAUUUAUUGGAAAAAAAGUUCCCAGAACUGUGACCUCUGGACCCAUUACCAUUCUUGAUGAGGAUAGUUGCAACUACUCAGAAAACUCUCAGGAUGGCGAGCGCUUCAGAGCCAAACGUGAGUUCCUAAUGAGCGGGUUACCGGUUACGCUGAAGAAACAUAUUGCAAAGACUACAGCGGCCAUGGAGGCGUACUCCAGCGCCUGUCUCUCCUUCCAGCCCGUCACCCACAUCCAUCAGCAAAGUCAAGUUUCUCCGCUGUGGAAUCUCCCUUGGCCCAACUGCAGUCUUCUAAAUCAUCUUAGGGAGGUCACGGCAGGCAUGGGAGGCCUUCGGAAACUCUCCCUCUCUCUCGGAGACUUUUCUGAAGUGAAAUGCAGACUACAGUUCCCUACAGAGUCCCGGCCUGUGCUGGUAUCCACGUGGAGGCGGGAAUUCUCUGAGGCCAUCAGGAAGCGAUUGCUGGAAGAGAUCAGAUCGUCCAACUCCGAGUUUCCCGUUCGUAGAGUAUUCAAGCCUUUACUUCAGAAGCGAAACGAGCACCUCGCACUAAUGGAAUCCACCAAACCCGCAGGAGGAGGGCCCUUUGCAGUCACUCCAUCUGAUAACUCUCAGCAGCCGUUGGGCAAAAGGAAGAGAAAGCGGGAAGACCAGGAGAUGAGAAAGAAAAGGAGGAAAGCAGCUGAUGAGUUGGAGGACUCCGUCAUCAUCAUCGAAAGCCAGGAUUACCUGGGAUUGUCGGGAGCACCGGCCCCAGGGCUGGGCACACGCUGGCAGGAUCAGCCUCCCGCUCACCCUCCCGGGAGAUUGAGUCGAUCUAGGAGGCGGCAAGAGGCCAUCGCUACAGAGACGCAGUCGGAGGUUCCCAGCACAACAACAAGGACAGAAGCUGCAGCCACUGAGGAUGCCGUGAAGGAAGAUCUCUUGUGGACGGAGAAAUACCAGCCACAACGUUCCAGUGAACUAGUGGGAAACCUGAAGGCUAUCAAGCAGUUGCACAGUUGGUUGAUGGAAUGGAAGAGGAGAGCCGAUCGAGAGGAAAGGAAAAAGCAGAAGGAGAAAACUAUUGAAAAGGAGAAGAGAUCAGAUGCCUGGGACAACAGUGACUUUGACUUGCAGAGCUCUGAAGAUGAGGAUUUCCUUUGUAACACAGUGCUGAUCACCGGUCCUCCCGGGGUGGGCAAAACUGCCGCUGUCUAUGCUUGUGCUCAGGAACUCGGCUUUAAGGUGUUUGAGGUGAAUGCCUCUUCACAGCGGAGCGGCAGACAAAUUCUCUCUCAGCUGAAGGAAGCCACGCAGUCCCACCAGGUGGAUAAACAGGGAGCGACUGUAUUCAAGCCGGCCUUCUUCAGCAACUACAGCACCAUCGGCAAACCUUUACAGUCAGCCAAAUCCCAGAGGAAAAUUAACUCGCCCAAAAAAGUGAUCUCAUCACCUCGGAAAUCACCCAAGUCUCCCCGGGGCAGGAGCACAAAGAAGAGUCUGGCUCCCAUGUCUUUAGCCACUUUCUUCAAAGCUGCUUCAAAACCAAACAAAACUGAAGCAACGGAGAAGAUUGAAGAGGAGGCAGAUGGUAAAACCCCAAAGGACGGCAAGUGCCAGAGAAGCAGUCCCCAAGUAGCUGAGGCCUCCUCCGUAACCCAGACCAAGGACACAGCGUGUGAAGAACCCAACCGAAAGAGCGCCACGUCCCUCAUCCUGUUCGAGGAGGUGGAUGUGAUACUUGACGAUGACUAUGGAUUUCUGAACGGGAUUAAGACUUUCAUGGCAACAGCCAAGAGGCCAGUUAUCCUCACCACCAGUGAUUCCAACUUCAGUUUAAUGUUUGACGGCUGCCUCGAUGAAAUUCACUUCAAAAUCCCGCCCUCAGUCAGUGUUGCCAGUUACCUCCAACUGCUGUGUUUAGCCGAAAACAUGCGGACGGAUGCGAAGGACCUGUCUGCACUCCUCGCCCUUAACAAGAGUGACAUCCGCCGCAGCAUGCUGCACCUGCAGUACUGGGUGCGAAGUGGGGGCGCUCGACUCCCCACUGCUGACAGUCAGGACAACUCUGACCUGAGAGAUGAGGAUGUUCCCCUGUGUGACACUGGAUGUGCAGAGCAACUACUUGGCUUGAAGACGAGCAGUGGACCUCACCAGGAUGUCUUUUCAGUGUUCAAGCAGGCGGGCCCCACGGUGGAGGAGCAGAGAAAGCAAGUGCAGCUGCUUCUUGAGUUCCAGAGGAGGCGGCUGGACUUCAUGUCCUGUAACCUGGAACGGUUGCUGCCUUUGCCAAAGCAGAUCAUCGCUGAGCCACGGGAGCCGGCAGAUAAUGCUGAUCUUACAGAGCCUGUCCUCCGUGGCUCUGGCCUGAUGGAAAAGUCACAGCCCCAGCAGCACGAUAGACCUGCAGACUCCAGACCCCCGAAGGCCGUGACUAAGACAUACCAGCGCAGGAAAGUUGAGUUGUUCGAUAGUGACUUGUUUGACUCUGAGUUAAACCUAAGCAAUUCCUUCCUGACUUUACCAAGCGAGAUUCCUGCUACGGGCAGUGACCUGGACAGCGCAGAUAGCAACUGCCUUGAUUCAUUGUCGUCCGGUUCCUCGAAGAAUCGGCUGAACUGUUCCCAUGACGGUGCAAAUAAACCCAGGACGUUAGCAGAACAGAAAUGCUGUGAGUUGGUGUCUGUGUGCCUGGGGUCCCUGGUGGAGUUUAUGGACAGCGCCUCGUUCCUGGACUCCUGUCUCCGUAGCCACUCGGUGGAGACGGAGGGGUGGUGUGGGCGAGACCGUUAUCACUGGAGCGCUGCGGAGGUUAAGAGUGGGAUGUUGGAUGAGAGGAGGCUGGAGCAAGGAGACUGGUGGGUCCCCCAUCACUUUGGGGAGGUGAGAGCCACUGUGGAGGCCAUGAGCUGGAAGAAAUGUCAGAGCAGGAUGGCACAGGCUAUAGAAACGUCUGUCCCUGAGUGCAGGGAGCUUGGAGUAGAUCCCACAGGAGAGCUGACUCUGAGCAUCUCACAGGCUGCCAGCCACAAGGACGUGAUGUACAGCCAACAUUCACACUAUCACACAAGCACUGCGAUGAAGCGGGUGGAGGUGGGUAAAAGUGUGUUCACCAGCAAGGCGUUCGCCUGUCUGGGGAACCGUCAGGCCAGCGCGGUGGAGUAUCUCCCUGUCCUGCGCACCAUCUGCCGGGCCGAGAAACAGAAGGAACAGGGCAAGCUGAAGCGCAGGUUCCUGCACUAUUUGGAUGGAAUUCAUCUGGAGAUUCCCAAAGGAACGCUGGAAAGGCUCGCAGCAGAUUUCCCAUAAAAACCUUUGCAACUUUCCUACCGUGAAAUCCUGCAUGUUCUCAAGACGGACUGUAUUAUCGGCAGGAGAAGGAGGGUCUUUAUCUUCCUCGCUCCUGAUUCACAUGGCACAAGUGUACUUAAUUGUCCAGUGUAGCGUGGGUGUAAAUGUGUAAAUGUAAAUGGCAACGUUUUUGUACAGUAAGUGAAAUUUAGUAAGGUGAAUGUACCUUUUUUAAUUUAAUUAUCGUGUGACACAUCCUUGUAUCCACUGCCCAUUAUUCAUGCUGGGGGUGUGUAGAGAAAGAACGAGGGAUUUAUUCAGUGAAUCAGGUUUGAAUUGCAAAGUGGUUUCUAUCGAUUUCCUCUCUUUCCCCAAUUCUUUUCCAGUUUCAAAUCGUCCCAAGUGUUGCAGAUUAACUGUCUGCUGGCUGUGACCUGGGUGAAGGGUCUUCGUGUUAGCAUAGCUGCCUGGAGCCAUGUAUGUGUGUGGGGAGGGGGGUGUGUGGUCAGUCAUCAGUCUUGCUGGUCAUGAAUAGUUGUGACACAUCUUUCUAUUUACAAACAAAAAAAAUUCAAAAAAAGUUGUAAUUUUAUAUUCAUAAAGAAUUCAAAGCCAGCGUGUAUGUGAUUGUAUUCUCUCUGUCAUCAUAUAAAUCGAUGAAAUAAACCACAACUAAUGAUGCUG
This is a messenger RNA of Callorhinchus milii (elephant shark), 6487 nucleotides long. It is a transcript of the gene atad5a, whose product is annotated as ATPase family AAA domain containing 5a. The record is from RefSeq and is a predicted model, not a curated record. Gene Ontology annotation, cellular component: nucleus. Gene Ontology annotation, molecular function: DNA binding; DNA clamp unloader activity; ATP binding. The coding region runs from base 224 to 5821 and encodes 1865 amino acids. The transcript is spliced from 23 exons. Lineage: Eukaryota; Metazoa; Chordata; Chondrichthyes; Chimaeriformes; Callorhinchidae.